Molecule: messenger RNA, 827 nt
Organism: Neurospora tetrasperma FGSC 2508
Lineage: Eukaryota; Fungi; Ascomycota; Sordariomycetes; Sordariales; Sordariaceae
Exons: 1
Coding region: 28-789 (253 amino acids)
Source: RefSeq, a predicted model, not a curated record
CUGCCUUUGAUAUCUCUUGAACGCAACAUGGGUAUCCAACAUGUGCUCAUCGCCGCGCUCGCGGCCGUGACGCCCGUCAUCGUCCAGGGAACUCAAAUCUUCAGCAACCACGGCACCCUCAGCGGCUGGGAUGGUCAACAGACCGAAAACAAGGGCAAGAUCUCCGAAGUGACCAACACAGUCUACGAGGGAGGCACGGCCCUCAAGUUCGAGCAGACCUACGACUCUUCGUACUCGGGCCGCUACCACGCUGAAGUGCGGACUCUCAACGGCUACGCCCGGGGCGAGACACGCUUCUAUGGCUUCAUGUUCCGUCUGCAGGGCGACUGGCAGUCGAGCCCCGCGCAGUCCUAUAACCUUGCCCAGUUCAUCGGCAACUUUGGCUCCAGCAGUUGUGAUGAGUGGUCGCCCACGACCAUGGUCUGGGUCAAUGGAAACCGUCUCAUGACCAGAGUCAAGAGUGGCACGCUCUGCUCUCCCUUGCCUACUCCUUUCGACACCGGCAUCAACGUCAGCGCUGGUACCUGGCACAAGAUUGUGAUGCAGGUCAGUUGGAGGAGCGACAGCUCGGGCUUCUUCAAGCUCUGGUAUGAUGGAACCAAGGUCGUCGAGCACUACGACAUCAAGACGACCCUCGACACCGACGUGAGAUUCCAGUUCCGAGUCGGUCUCUACGCCAAUGCUUGGUAUGAUUCGGGCUAUUCUGGCUCUCAGCCCUUCCGGCAGGUUUGGUUCGAUGAGAUUGCCAUUGGCGACACCUUUGCGGAUGCGGAUCCCGACCAGUGGUGAACGGCAUGUAGUCGAUAGUGGAGUGCCGAGGUAUUCGG